This is a messenger RNA of Mangifera indica (mango), 1184 nucleotides long. RefSeq names its product calcineurin subunit B-like. The record is from RefSeq and is a predicted model, not a curated record. The coding region runs from base 293 to 820 and encodes 175 amino acids. Lineage: Eukaryota; Viridiplantae; Streptophyta; Magnoliopsida; Sapindales; Anacardiaceae. Gene Ontology annotation, molecular function: calcium ion binding. The transcript has 7 exons.
GUGGUUGGCAAAUGAGUGCGGAAAAACUCAAUUUCAUCGCAGAACAUAGAAAAAUCAAUUAACACGACACGAAAUUCUUCAUCACCUUUCAAACUACAAAAUAAAACGCCCGUUGGAUUGUUUCGGUGGUUCGAUGAUGACAAAGCCACUUUAUUUAUCUCUGUUACUUCAUUCCUAUCUUCGCUAUUAACCCAUCUCCUCUUUCCAAACAAUAUUGCUCUGUUUGGUUUCGACUUUCGAGAGAAUCCAGGUCAAAAAAUCAAGGCAAACGAAUUUUUAAAGGUGAGAAUCAAUGGGGAGUGCCUCAUCUAUGCUAACUCAAUAUGAUAUUGAAGAGGUUCAACAACACUGCCAUAACCUAUUUACCCAGCAAGAAAUAGUUUCAUUGUAUCAUAGAUUCUGCCAGCUGGAUAGAAACGCAAAAGGGUUUAUCUCAGCUGAUGAGUUCUUAUCUGUGCCUGAAUUUUCAAUGAACCCACUUUCUCAGAGAUUGCUUAAGAUGGUGGAUGGGUUGAAUUUUAAGGAUUUUGUGGCCUUCUUGUCUGCAUUUAGUUCUAAAGCAAGCAUGCAGCAGAAAAUUGAACUUAUUUUUAAAGUAUAUGACUCAGACGGUAACGGAAAGGUGUCUUUCAAUGACAUAAUGGAAGUGCUGCAGGAUUUGUCUGGUUCGUUUAUGUCGGAUGAGCAACGAGAGCAAGUCUUGACUCAAGUGUUCAAGGAAGCAGGUUACACAAGGGACUCUUAUUUAACAUUGGCUGACUUCAUUAAGGUUUUUGGAACUUCCGGCCUAAAUAUGGAUGUUGAAGUUCCGGUUGACUAAAGCAAAUCCUUCACUUUCGCUCAAUCUUAAUUCAUGAUCUGUCUCUUUCUGGACUUCAGUUCAAGGCCAACAUACAAAAAGAGAAACCAAACCAUACCAAUGUAGGCCAGUUGAAAUCAAAUAGAAACACACCCUCGUGUAUUAUCCUUCUCUGUUCAUUGACCUGGAUGAAUAAUAUUUGGGAAGAAUUGCAUGUGUAUUACAAUAAUAAUUUUUCAGGUUCUGAGUGUUUAAAUCCAUCAUAUUUCCAAUUCCUUCUAAAUCCAUGGAGCUUAUCAGUUUCACUCCAUGCAUGCAUCCGUCGAAACAACUUCUGUAAGACAUAUAGAAUUACUUAAUGGAGAAGUGAUUAAUUGUUGCUCUA